UUGUUCUCUCGUCGCUCCGCACCUGUUUCACCCCAUCAACCCUGUUAUUCGGAGCGAUCUGAGAGAAACUCUGCGAACAUGUUGGUUUACCAGGACCUCCUUACAGGUGAUGAGCUUCUCUCUGACUCCUUUCCUUAUAAGGAAAUUGAGAAUGGAUUGUUGUGGGAAGUUGAGGGAAAGUGGGUCGUUCAAGGAGCUAUUGAGGUAAACAUUGGUGCAAACCCUUCUGCUGAAGGUGGAGAAGAUGAGGGUGUUGAUGACCAAGCUGUGAAGGUUGUUGACAUUGUUGACACAUUCAGACUUCAGGAACAACCUGCUUUUGACAAGAAGCAGUUUGUUACUUUCAUGAAGAGGUUUAUCAAGAAUUUGACACCCAAACUUGAGGGAGAGAAACAAGAGUUGUUUAAAAAGCACAUUGAGGGAGCAACAAAAUUCCUGCUCUCCAAGAUUAAGGAUCUUCAGUUCUUUGUUGGGGAGAGCAUGCAUGAUGAUGGUUGCUUGGUCUUAGCCUACUACAAGGACGGUGCUACUGAUCCCACAUUUCUGUACUUUGCACAUGCUUUAAAGGAGGUGAAGUGCUAAGCGACGCACUUCACUACUUAUCUACCCUCAAUUUAUCUAGUUUUGUUUUACAGUCUGUACGAAAUUACUUCAGAAUCUGACUUGGUAUUUUGAUUUAAUGGCUAGACCCUUUGUGCUUCAUCAUAAUUCCCAUCAAAUUUAAUUAUCGAUGGGUUGGAAUUCAUUAUUUAUGAUUUUUGUCGUGCUUGUGAAGGGUUUUCCAUUGGUCUCUUAUGAGGACCUAGGUUUAUGUACUAGUACUAUUUUUUUGGUCCACACAGAACGUCAUAUUUUCCAAUUCGCUUCAGAAUUUU
Messenger RNA from Abrus precatorius (Indian licorice), 875 nucleotides. RefSeq names its product translationally-controlled tumor protein homolog. The record is from RefSeq and is a predicted model, not a curated record. The transcript is spliced from 5 exons. Lineage: Eukaryota; Viridiplantae; Streptophyta; Magnoliopsida; Fabales; Fabaceae. The coding region runs from base 79 to 582 and encodes 167 amino acids. Gene Ontology annotation, cellular component: cytoplasm. Gene Ontology annotation, molecular function: calcium ion binding.